Klebsormidium nitens is the source of this 924-nucleotide messenger RNA. The record is from the annotation of a GenBank genome assembly. Lineage: Eukaryota; Viridiplantae; Streptophyta; Klebsormidiophyceae; Klebsormidiales; Klebsormidiaceae.
AUGUCGAAGAAAGAAAAGGAUCUGAAGAAGGGCCUGAGGCACCCUGCAAAGAUCUGCGCAAAGAAGGCUUGCGAAGCUGUGCCUGACUUCGUGCGCAUGGUCAGCAAAGUUGGUGCCUCUGAGGACGCCAUAUCCAAAGAAGAGCAGAACCAGAUGAGAGUGAAGCCGUCCAAAAGCUUCAAGACGGUAGAGAAAAUGUUGAGAGAUGAGAAUCUUUUGUCCGCCUUACUAGAUGAGAUGGAUAACGUCUCGUCAAGUGGCGAACUGCCAGAUUCUUGCGUGAGAUGCAUCGCAAAGCUGAGCACCGUCCCGGAGUUUGCCCUGCAGAUCGGGCGCUGUGACAUCGCAUCCCGUCUCUUCCACUUCGGGCAGAGGAUUCUGUCAGAGCCAAAGACAGGCGCAGCGCAGAAUUUAGACCUCGAUAAGGAGCAUCCGGAAACCUACUACACAAACAUCACAGCCAGUCUUCUCGAGAGCAGCGCAGAGUUCCGCGAGGCUGCGCGGCAAGCCGGGCUCCUGCGUCAGUUCAUUGCAAUCUCUUAUCGAACAUGGGAUACUGCGUGGUGCCACUGGCGGGGGGACAACAUAUAUUUUCUCUUCUUCAGCAUACAGCAAGCUGCCCUUAUUUUCAGGGCCUAUGCCGAGCACUCCGUGCAGAACCUGAGGGACUUGGCGGUCGAUGUUGGGGAGUGGGCCUCAGACUUCCUGCUCUUCAUGGACCAAACCUGUGACAGAGUAACAGAAGAACCAGCUCUUCAGUGUCGACGUGCUAAGUUCUUCGAGUUGCUCUUAGACACUUACGCUCGGCUGCUGGCAGCCAUCGUGACGCACGACCUGAGAGCGUUUCCAGGCAUUGAGAGAAAUUCCCAGGUGUUUUCCGAGAUCCUGACCACCAAAGAUUCUCCGCUACUUCGACACUGCUGA